Panonychus citri (citrus red mite) is the source of this 1570-nucleotide messenger RNA. Its product is annotated as acyl-protein thioesterase 2-like. Gene Ontology annotation, molecular function: carboxylic ester hydrolase activity; palmitoyl-(protein) hydrolase activity. Gene Ontology annotation, biological process: protein depalmitoylation. Gene Ontology annotation, cellular component: cytoplasm. Lineage: Eukaryota; Metazoa; Arthropoda; Arachnida; Trombidiformes; Tetranychidae. The record is from RefSeq and is a predicted model, not a curated record.
UCAAUUGUUCAUUUAGGAUUAUCGAUUGUAACCUUUUCUCUCCAAUAGUAAAUUGUUAUUCCAAUGUGUUGAUUAAAUUGCUGUUCUGUCCACAUAAAGAUAAUCAUCUCGAACAUAAUCCAUUGAUCUUUUUUUCUGUUCUAUUCGAAAUCAAUAAGUGACCAGUUAACCUUUUCCAUGCAUUAGCUCAUUACCAUAAUUAUCUCUCUCUCUCUCUCCAUGAUACGCAUGGUACAGUAACUGUGGUUUCUUUUAAACAUCUUCAUCCUCAUCUUCAUCUUUUCUGUAUUUGGAUCAUAAUAAUUUCAUCUUCCAUUUAUUUUUCUCUUGUUAUUUUCUCUCUCUUUUUUUUCUCUAUUCAAUAUUUUCCACUGUUGUUGUUUACAAAUGGCCUCAAGCGAUGGUCCAAAUAAUUUCGCUAUUGUAAAUGCGAAAAAUGGUAAACACACUGCAACGAUUAUCUUUCUCCAUGGAUUAGGUGAUACUGGUCAGAGUUGGGCCGAUACCAUUGGAACGGUUCUCCCAUACUGUAAAUUAAUAUGUCCAACUGCCCCUUCCAUACCGAUAACCCUCAAUGGCGGUAUGAAGAUGACCUCUUGGUUUGAUCUGUUGGCUUUAAGCGCUGAUGGUCCGGAAGAUAUUGAAGGUAUUAAAAAGGCAAAUUCUCUGGUUGUUAAAUUAAUCGAAGAAGAGGAGAAAACUCAUGAAAUUCCAAGUAACAGAAUAAUUCUCGGCGGAUUUUCACAGGGAGGUGCACUUUCCCUUCACACAGCUUUACGCUAUUCUAAACCGUUAGCCGGAGUUAUCGCUCUAAGCUGCUGGCUACCUUUACACAAGGAAUAUCCUUCAGCUCUUAUUAAGGCCAAUAAAGAUGUACCCAUAUUACAAUGUCAUGGAGAUAUUGACCUGGUUGUCCCAAGAAUUUGGGGCAAUAAAACCGCUGAGAUUCUGAGGCCACUUCUAACGAACUAUCAUUUUAAAGUCUACCAAGGGUUGGCUCAUUCAUCUUCCAACGAGGAAUUGAAAGAUGCUUCAGCAUUCAUUUCGAAAUGGUUACCAGCUAAAUGAAUUAAAGGAGAAAUACUGACAAGUUGUGAUGCAAUCAAAGUGAUUUAUGGCCAUAGAAUAUCAACUUUUAUCAAUGUUACACUUAAAUUAAUUCGAGAAAAAAAAAUCAACAUCAACAAAUCCGAUUACUUAACCUACUUUUCAUCAAGCAAUAAUCAUCAACAUUUCCAUCAACAUCUUCAUCACUUUCACUUGUUAGUUUUACUUUCAUUCUUAUAUCAGUUCUAUGAUCAUUAUUAUUACGUAAAUUGUUGAUUAGAAUGAUGAUUAGAGAGAAGAAGAGAGAAAAAAAAAGACUAACGAUUAACUUAACCAAUUAUAUUUACAAUUGUGCAAAUCUAAUCAAAAUCAAGGGGAAAUCUCACCAAGCAAUUAGUUUAAUCAUCAUGGUAACUCAAAGCAAGAAGGAAAACUAAUCAAUGGAAAGAGAAACGUAAAUGUAUUGUUACUAUUAAUAUGAAUGGAGAAAAAAAAAAUAAAUUAGAAAAUUUUUUGUUCUCUA